CGCUAAUCUCUUCUCUAAUCUUAAAAAUUUUAAAUAAAAUUUUAGUACAAUUUAAUCUCUCUUUUAACACUCAAGAGAAAGACACCUCAUCUUUUCACAAAAACGUAUAGCUAUAAAGCUAAGCAUACACAGACACCUCUUCUUUUUCUCUCUCUGUUUCUGUAAUUUUGAUCCAAAUUUUUUAUAUUUAUUUGGUCUCAAGAACUCAUGAAGAUUGGCUUUGAUCAACCCUGUGGUUUUGUUUUGUGUUUGAGAAUGGAGGCUUGGUGAUUAGUGCAUAAUUUAAGCAACUUAGCUAAUUUUCGCUGCCGAGUUUGGGCACUGCAAUAGCAUAGCAGUGCCCAUGGAUGCCACGACGAGUGGAACCUCGAGUAUUCAAUACCAUAACAUAGCAACUGACCAGCCCAUUACUACCAUUGUUGUUGCUGCUACGGUACCAACAUUUCAGCGAAAUCAACGGCAUUGUUUCGGGGACUCCACUCCUGGAGAGUUUCCCUUAGCUGCAAAUCCUUCCAUUGUACUUCAUGUACUCACUACGAGUAAUUUGGAUCCUCAAGAUCUUGCAAGUCUAGAGGCGACGUGUUCGUUCUUUAGGCAGCCUGCAAACUUUACCCCUGAUUAUGAAUUGUCCAUAGCAGAGCUUGCAGCUCUGGAUAUGUGCAUACAGAGAGCCAUUUUUAAGCCAAUGACUCUGGAAGAACGUCGAGAUUUGAAACAAAAAUGUGGGGGCUCGUGGAAGCUAGUCCUGAGAUUUUUGCUGGCUGGAGAAGCGUGUUCUCGGAGGGAGAAAUCUCAGGCUAUAGCAGGACCUGGUCAUAGUAUUGCUGUGACAUCAAAGGGAGCGGUUUACACUUUUGGCUCUAAUAGCUCAGGUCAACUUGGUCAUGGAACCACUGAAGAGGAAUGGCGACCUCGACAAAUCAGAUCCCUGCAAGGCAUUCGAAUUAUUCAAGCAGCUGCUGGGCCCGGAAGAACAAUGCUAAUUAGUGAUGCUGGACGGGUGUAUGCCUUUGGAAAAGACUCAUUCGGCGAAGCUGAGUAUGGAGUUCAAGGAACUAAACUGGUUACAGUUCCACAACUGGUCGAGUCUUUGAAAAAUAUAUUUGUUGUGCAAGCUGCAAUAGGAAAUUUCUUCACCGCUGUACUUUCCAGAGAAGGCAGGGUUUACACAUUUUCAUGGGGCAGUGAUGGAAAACUCGGUCAUCAGACUGAGCCAAAUGACGUGGAACCUCAUCCUUUGUUGGGGGCACUUGAAAAUAUUCCGGUGGUACAGAUUGCAGCUGGAUACUGUUACCUUCUUGCUCUUGCCUGUCAACCUAGUGGCAUGACCGUAUACUCUGUUGGUUGCGGAUUGGGUGGGAAGCUGGGGCAUGGGUCGAGAACUGACGAGAAGUAUCCUCGAGUAAUAGAACAACUUCAACAUUUAAACCUUCAGCCUACUGUGGUGGCAGCUGGUGCGUGGCAUGCAGCUGUUGUAGGGCGUGAUGGACGGGUUUGCACAUGGGGUUGGGGACGUUACGGAUGCUUAGGUCACGGGAAUGAAGAGUGUGAGACGGUUCCUCAGGUGGUGGAAGCGUUGAGUAAUAUUAAAGCUGUACAUGUUUCUACAGGGGAUUACACCACCUUUGUAGUUUCUGAUCAGGGUGAUGUGUACUCAUUUGGUUGCGGUGAAUCAGCUAGUCUUGGACAUAAUAAUGCUGCCGCUGCUGCUGCUGCUGCUGCUAAUGCGGAUGGACAGGGAAAUAGGCAUGCUAAUGUACUGAGUCCACAACUCGUAACAUCACUAAAAGAGGUGAAUGAGCGAGUCGUGCAGAUGAGUCUGACAAAUUCAAUAUACUGGAAUGCUCAUACAUUUGCACUUACCGAAACUGGAAAACUUUACGCAUUCGGCGCCGGAGACAAAGGACAGCUCGGAAUAGAACUUGUCAACAACCAAACUGAAAGAGGGAACCCGGAAAAGGUCGAUAUUGACCUAAGUUAGCCUUAGGCUAACUUGCAUACCAAGUUACUUGCAUUACACUCUACAGUUGGUGUCUAGAUUUGCAUUGUACAUAGAAGAAACAGAAUCAGAAAGCAUUUGUGAAGAUUUAAGCUUUUAGGUAGUGGUGAAGGAUCCAAGCUCUUAUUAUCUGCUGCAGCAGAUGAUUUCAAUAUUUAAAAGAAAAAUGUCUAGGUUUAGAGCUUGAUUCUCAACAAGUUAAGUUGUUAAUAGUUUUUUAACAUUUGUGAAGGUUUUUUAAUAACUUAUUUAUGCUAAUUUUUAUUAGUUUGA
Molecule: messenger RNA, 2272 nt
Organism: Mercurialis annua (annual mercury)
Lineage: Eukaryota; Viridiplantae; Streptophyta; Magnoliopsida; Malpighiales; Euphorbiaceae
Product: ultraviolet-B receptor UVR8
Exons: 7
Coding region: 344-1981 (545 amino acids)
Source: RefSeq, a predicted model, not a curated record